Molecule: messenger RNA, 7926 nt
Organism: Oenanthe melanoleuca
Lineage: Eukaryota; Metazoa; Chordata; Aves; Passeriformes; Muscicapidae
Gene: CASKIN2
Product: CASK interacting protein 2
Exons: 20
Coding region: 1045-5565 (1506 amino acids)
Molecular function (GO): protein binding
Source: RefSeq, a predicted model, not a curated record
ACACAGUUUGGGCAGCCCGGGUGCAGUGUGGGAGCACAGGCUGGGACAUGUGAACUGCUUCUGCAAGACCCCAUGCCCUUUCCAGGGUACCCUGGCUGGCCAGGAUAUGGCCUUGAUCCUGUUCUGAGCACAGCUGUCCUGCUGAAUUACACCCAGCUCCUCACUGGGGCCAGAGAGAGCUCCUGAACUGGUGAAGAAGUGUCUUGGGUCUCAGGGCAUUGAACAUCCCGCGAAGUUUGAAUGGUGAAGGUUUAUCUUUGCACAGGAGGAGAAGAGUGUGAGGCAGGCUCGAGCAGACAAGACCUACUCCUGUGGGCUGCAGAGGGCUUUGGCUAAACCUUCCCAGCUCCAUCCCUUGUGUGCUGCCACCGGGAAAUGAGAGGGGGAGAUGUCGUGUACCCCAAGCCCCGUGUGCUGCCUUUGGGGAGAACGUGGUCCCGGCUGCCGUGGGGGGCUUGGCCGCGCGCGGGGCUCCCCAGCGUGCCUGCAGUGCUUCACCGAGAGGAAUGCCGAAACCAAGGGGCUAAUGAGCACCAGAGAGGGAGGAUCUAUAACUUCCAGAUGGCAACGAGCCCGUAAUCCCUUUGGGAAGAAUUAGGGACUCGUCAGCGCAGCAGAGCCUGCUGAAGGGAGUGAAGCACGACACCUCUGGCUCCAGGAGUGCUGUGAGAGGCUGAGGGCAUCCCAAUGCUGCCAGUGCUGGACACCCUGCCCCGAGCUGCCUGGCUUUGCCUCUCAGAGCUCAGGUGCUGCUGGGAGCCUGUCCCUGAACACUGAAGUAUUUUUUGUUUUAACUGAUUGCAUGUUCUCCAACCAAACCCCAUCUGAGUCCUGCUCCUCCCGACGCAGAAAGGGACUUCUGCGCUUAACAGAAAGACUUCUUCCUUCUGGUUUUUAUGCCCUGUGGGAUUGUAAAGUGUCUUUCUUCCUGGAUUUCAUCUCUCAUCAAAGUGUGUUCUGAGGAAUUAGGGGCUUUUUCCCAUGGCUUUAUAAACCUUUGGGAUCUGAGGGUUUCUACAUUGCCGCUGCUCCCACCUGCCUGCGAUGGGGCGCGAGCAGGAGCUGAUCCAGGCCGUGAAGAACGGGGACAUACCUGGCGUGCAGAAACUGGUGGCCAAGAUCAAGGCGUCCAAGAGCAAGCUCCUGGGAUCUGCCAAGCGCCUGAACGUGAACUACCAGGAUGCAGAUGGGUUCUCAGCACUGCACCACGCAGCCCUGGGUGGCAGCCUGGACCUCAUCUCGCUGCUGCUGGAGGCACAGGCCACUGUCGACAUCAAGGACAGCAAUGGGAUGCGGCCCCUGCACUACGCGGCCUGGCAGGGCCGCCUGGAGCCCGUGCGGGUGCUGCUGCGCGCCGCCGCCUCCGUCAACAUGGCCUCGCUGGACGGGCAGAUCCCGCUGCACCUCUCAGCGCAGUACGGCCACUACGAGGUGUCGGAGAUGCUGCUCCAGCACCAGUCCAACCCGUGCCUCAUCAACAAGGCGAAGAAAACCCCGCUGGACUUGGCCUGCGAGUUCGGGCGGCUGAAGGUGGCUCAGCUGCUGCUCAACAGCCAUCUGUGUGUUGCCCUGCUGGAGGGACAAUCCAAGGAUGCCACUGACCCCAACUACACCACUCCUCUGCACUUGGCAGCCAAGAACGGGCACAAGGAGAUCAUCAGGCAGCUGCUGAAGGCCGGGAUCGAGAUCAACAAGCAGACAAAGACAGGCACAGCCCUUCAUGAGGCCGCUCUCUAUGGCAAAACAGAGGUGGUGCGGCUCCUGCUGGAGGGUGGUGUUGAUGUGAACAUCAGGAACACCUACAACCAGACAGCGCUGGACAUCGUCAACCAGUUCACCACCUCACACGCCAGCAAGGACAUCAAGCAGCUGUUGAGAGAGGCAUCAGGAAUCCUGAAGGUCCGAGCUUUGAAGGAUUUUUGGAACCUCCACGACCCAACUGCUCUUAACGUCCGAGCAGGAGACGUUAUCACGGUCCUGGAGCAGCAUCCCGAUGGCCGAUGGAAGGGGCACAUCCACGACGCCCAGAAAGGCACCGACCGGGUCGGGUACUUCCCGCCCUCCAUUGCUGAAGUCAUCAGCAAGCGGACAGGCAUGGUUGUCCCCCGUGUGGCACCCGUGCAGCAGCGCCAGGGUCCCCCCGGGGCUCUCCCAGCCCCCCCUGGGGGGCUGCAGCACCUCCCCGACGAGUGUCCACACCCGGCAGCCCCGAGUGGCCCAGCGGCCUUUGGUCACCUCACCCUAACCCGGACGGCCCCAGGUCCUGACAGCUCAGCAGGAGACAGGAACAGUGUGGGCAGUGAGGGCAGCAUUGGCAGCAUCCGCAGCGCCGGCAGCGGCCAGAGCACUGAGGGCACCAACGGCCAGAGCACCAGCAUCCUCAUCGAGAAUGCCAGGCCUCUACCCUCCACUGGUGACAACAUCCAGCAACACCUUUUGGGAUCAGAGCCACACAAUGGGACCUCCCCAGCAGGGCCACAGGGAUUCCAGACCCCAGGCAGCUGCCCCCCUGGAGACAGGGUCUUCUCCCACCAGUUCUUACGUCCUGAGCAGCUCCUUGAGGGGAAGGAUGCAGAAGCCAUUUACAACUGGCUGCGUGAGUUCCAGCUGGAGUCGUACACUGUCAACUUCCUGAACGCUGGCUACGACGUCCCCACCAUCAGCCGCAUGACCCCGGAGGAUCUGACAGCCAUUGGCGUGACCAAACCAGGCCACAGGAAAAAGAUCUCCACAGAAAUCGGGCAGCUCAGCAUCGCUGAGUGGCUGCCCAACUACAUCCCGGCUGACCUGAUGGACUGGCUUAGUGCCAUUGGGUUGCCCCAAUACCACAAAAAGCUGGUGAACAAUGGCUAUGAUUCCAUCACCAUCGUGACAGACCUGACCUGGGAGGAUCUGCAAGAGAUUGGCAUCAACAAGCUGGGCCACCAGAAGAAGAUCAUGUUGGCUGUCAAGAAGCUCAGAGACCUCCGCAAAAGCCUCAACCAAGCAGAAGCAACUCUGGCUAGACGCAAAGUCCCCGGUUCCCUGGACAUUGUCACCAUUGAGUCCCUGGAGAAUGGGGAGUGCCAGUCCCCACACACACCCAAAAUGACAACCUUCCAGGACAGUGAGCUCAGCUAUGAGCUGCAGACAGCCAUGUCCAACAGCUGCCACGACACGCUCGGCAUCAAGAGCAGCCAGGGAAUGUCACGGAGCCAGGAGAGCAUCGGGGUGCGCUCGCGGGGCUCGGGGCACUCUCAGGACAACGUGCUGUCCCGGCGCCUCUCCAGCCCCUCGCAGGAGAGCCUGGGCAGCGGCGAGAGCAGCAGCAGCAGUGGCCAGUCCUGUGCCCCUCCCCGCAGCAAGGAGAGCCCGGCCAGCCUGCCCAGCCCCGAGCCCUAUGGGAAACUCGUGUCCCCCGAGGGGCUGAACGGCUUUGCCAACGGCGCUGGGGGCAGCCCUCUCAAGGAGAGGAACCUGCCCGAAGGCACGGAUCAGUACACACGGCCUGUGGCUCAGAAAGGAGCCGGGACGCCAGCAGUUACUCCCUGUACUCCUCCCCAGACUCCCUGCAAGGGAACAGCCCCCUACGUCUUCAUGUACCCACACGUCUCCCUGAAAUCCCCAACGGCCCCGUCUGUCCUGGGAGCAGAGCAGCCCAAGGCACACCCAUACCCCUCUGUCUCCCCUGGACAGAAGAGCAGCCUGCAGACAUCAGCCCAAAAGGGCUUCUCCUACCUGCACAGCCAGUGCAGCCCCACGGAGCCACCCAGCACAGCCCCCACGGCCGGGGAGCAGCACAACGGGGGCGAAGGCUUGAAGCACAAGAAGCGCUCGCACAGCCUGAACCGCUACGCGCUGUCGGAUGGCGAGCACGAGGAGGAGGAGGGGGCCCCCAGCAGCACCCUGGGCUCCUACGCCACGCUGACACGGCGGCCGGGCCGCAGCCAGAUGCCGCGGGCCUGCGCGCAGGCGGAUGCCAAGGUGACCCGCAGCCAGUCCUUCGCCAUCCGGGCCAAGCGCAAGGGCCCUCCGCCGCCGCCCCCCAAGCGCCUCAGCUCCGUGUCCAGCGCCCUCGCUGCUGAGGCGGACGGCGAGCAGCCCCCCAGCCCUGAGCGCCAGCCCACAGCCACUCAGGAUGUGGCUGACGCAGGUGCCACCCCCAGUGAUGCCGGCCGUGGCAGGACAGUGAAGAGCCUGGCGGCUGCGCUGGAGGGAACAUCCCUGAGUCCGUCCAAGCCCCUCCUGGCCCCAAAACCGCUGCACCUGACUCAGGACUGUGUCCCCCGGGCAGAUGUGGGUGGGGGGUCCCACAAUGGCAGUGAUGCCAGCAGUGCCACAGUCUCCGAUGGCAGCAGGGACCCCUUUGAGAGCAGCAAGCCACGGAGGCGGACAGUGAGUGAGCCCAGCGCUCCUAUGACAGAGGUGGCUGCACAGGGUGAGCAGGAGGAUGCCUGCUCAGACACAGAGGAGGAGGCCAAGCCAGGGGUCUCCUCUUCAUCGUCCCAGAACAGCUCCAGUGAGUGCAUCCCCUUUGCAGAAGAAGGCAAUUUAACCAUCAAACAGCGGCCAAAGCCCAGCGGCCAUUCCAAGGCCGAGGCAGCCGUGCCGGACACGGAGCCUGGUUCCCAGCCGGCAGAGCCCCAGGGCUCCUCUGGGAAGGAGCCGGCAGCCCCCGCUGUGCCCAAGGAGCCGCCCGUGCUGGAGUUCAACCUGACCGAGUCGGACACGGUGAAGCGCCGGCCGCGCUUCAGGGAGCGGGAGCCGCUGCAGGCGGUGCUGAAGGCGUUCAGCAUGGCGGGGCAGGCGGAGCCGGGGGGCAGCCCCACACCCCAGUACGCACAGGCCCAGGCUGUGAGCAUCGCAGGCCCCCCCGCCCCAGCACUGGCACCGCGGCCCGCGCUGGCUGGGGAUGCCUUCGACGAUGACAGCGUGGAGUUCAGGAUUGCCGAGAUAGAGAAAAGCAUCUUGUCGCUGGAGAAAGGCAUGAAGAAGGCCCCAAGCCCCACCAAAGCCCCCAGCCCCACAGAGCUGGUAGGCACGGCUGUAGUGAGGACACCCACGCCAGGUAUGUCCGUCUCCAAGGUGGUGGUGGGGCUCCCUCCCGUGUUGGUGUGGGAGGUGAGGAGUUCCUGUGCCACCACCUACCAUGAGUCCCCUCCCUUUGCAGAUGUCCCUGCCAAGCACACCUCUGUGGCAUCCACCAAGCUCGUCUUCUCUGGACCCAAGACCAUCUACCAGCAGGUCCUGCAGCCCUCCCGCCACACCGUUGCUCCCUGGGCGGCCACCGAGGCGGUGCCGGAUGUGAUUGGGUCCCUGCCCAGUCCCAGCUCUCUGAUGCUGGAAACGGGCAGCAAGAUCUCAGCAAAGCCUUUGGCAGCUGCCCCAGGGGCCACCCUAGCCCAGCAGCGGCAGGAGCAGAGCAGCUCCAGCCUGGCUGCCACGCUGCAGGUGGCCGAGAAGAAGAUCACUGUGGAGGAGGCAGAGAGCCACCCUGGGACCAUGCACUCGGCCAAGAACAUCUUGGAAGACAUCAGCAACAUGUUUGACGACCUGGCUGACCAGCUGGAUGCAAUGCUGGACUGAGGCUUGCUCCCUCCUUCCCCUCCCCGCGUCCGGCCGCUCCACCAGUGCCCCUGGUGAUGGGGGAGAGCGGAUCCGGCACCAGCGGUGCCUGCAGGUCUCUGCAGCCGCCUCCUCCCCACGCUCUGCACUGCGGCUGGGAACAAAGCUGCUCUCCCUGCCCACCCCUGGCUCCGUGUCACAUCUGACAGCGUGGCCUUGGGCCGGUUUCCGAGGGGUCAGGCAUUUCCCACCAGACUGGCAGCAGGAGGAGGGCCCAGAGGGGCUGCACAUACAGCCCUGGAGGCCAUGGAGAAGCCCUUGCUCCCUUGCACACAGCUGAGGAGCCUCCAAAGGGACUUUUCUCUUUCCCCACUGCAUUGUCGAGUCCUGCCUCUUAUUAUUUAUCCCCUGCCAACAAUGUGUCACAGGAGAGACCUCCCCGGGCAGCCAGCACCGAGCUGGCGAUUCACUGUGCAGCCACAGCCCUGGCCAGGCCCGACAGCAGCUCAAAGAAGACGGGGUUGUCGCAGUUUGGCAGCUUGCAGAGCGAGGAGGAACCUUUCUGCUUUAUUUGCCGCUUUUCCAAACGCCUCAGCCUCGGGCAGCGUGAAAUCCGAGUGGAUGGAAAUCCCUGCACAGACCCCUCGAGGUGGGGCUGGCCCAGCCUGCAGAGCAGGGGAUGUUCUGCCACAGCCCUGCCGGACACGGGAGCCUUCCUGCCCCUUCCCAGAGCGAUCAGGAUGGUGAUGGCAGUGCCAAAAACCUGGGAAUUUGGGCCAGUCCGUCUGGAUCAUGCUGCUCAAUGGAGUUUGCCCUCUGCCAACACUGUGCCUGUGCAAACCCCCACCCUGCUCCUUCCAGAGUACAGCAGCAGCAGCAUGAUUAACAGUUUUAAAAUUUUUUUUCUCCCCUCCCUUAUCCCUUUUUUUGGGAGAAAACAUUCCCUUUUGGCAGUGCCCCUCCCUGUGGGGAGCUGCUGGCACAAACCCCGCCGUGAGCAUUGUUCAACAGUAGCAGUUUGGGAGUGAUCCUCGCUCACAGCUCUGCAGCCCGGCGGGGGAGCUGACCCCGGCUGCACCGGGAAUUCGGCUGGGGAGCAGCUCCUGCCUGCUGGAUGCAGCCACAGCCCCUGGCUGCAGUGAGAGCUCUCUGCAUCCAGGCAGGAGUAGCGGCUGCAUGGCUCCCAGACAGAUUUCUCUCGCAGGAUCUGCUCACUAGUGCAUGGCUAAAUAUGUCCAAGAGCCCGGAACUUGGCUCGUGUUCGGCAUGCCAAGCAAAUGAAAGCAUCGGAGCACCAGAAGGGAACCAAAGAUUGUGCUGAAGUGCCAUUUGCUACGAAAAUUUCAAACAAAGGGAAAGAAAAUUCUGCAUAUUUCCCUUUAAAAAAAAAAAAUUAAAAUCACCAAUGCAAAACCAAACUGGAGGGAGAAGGUGGCUGAGAAGGCAGCUGUUUCCCAAUCCUUUGGGAGUUUGCAGCUGGGUUGGAUUGUUUGCAGCCCCUGUGCUGUUGCAUAGGAAGGGGAGCAAAGCCCACCUGAACAUUCCUGCAGGUCUCUGCUCCUGAGGGCAGCUAUGCCGUGGGCUGGGCAGGCAAGAGGUGCCAGCCUCGUUUCUGGGCUGAAAAGCAAAGACAAAAAACCCUGAAAAAACCUAAAAUCCCAUCAUUGUCCAGGACUUGAGGUCAGUGUGAGGAGGGUAAGGACACUUCUCCCCUGGCUCUGAUUUCUGUCCCACACUGAGUGUAUCCACUGCCUGUGUCUGAGUGCCACAUCAUGGACAUGAUGUUUUUAAAUAGCUACAACCAGUGGCACUUUACAAAGAGGUUCAGAGAAACCUUUUAAAGCUGAUUUUUACUCUCACAAGUCAACCUGGGACAAGCCCAGUUAUUUUUUUUCAUAUGUUGAUAAACUGUAAAUGUUUUGUUUUUUUUUAAAGGCCAAUGUAUAUAUUUAAAAUGUGAUUUAUUCUAUAUAUUUACUAACCAGAACUGCAAGUCUUGGGUCAGGGAUAAGAGGACAUUGGGGUGGAGCUGCCGCUGUCUGAGCCACCUGAGGGCAGCAGAACGCUGCUCUCAUUGUCAAUAAGGGAACUAAACAUUUGAUUUUGCAGAAGAAUGCCUAUUUUUUGAGCUCUAGAUCUCUAUUUUGAAGCUACUGUAUGGUGUGUAAGUUAUGUACACUGCAACUGGGACUAACUGACCCCAGCUGCACCUGCUCCGUGCAGCUAGACAGUGAGGGGAAAAAAUAGCCCAUGUAAUCACCAGACUGACAACAGAUUUUAAACCAUCUGCUCUGUUUGUGUUAAUCAUGUGUUUUGUUUUCCACUAACAUCCAUUAAGACUAAGUUCUAUUAAACAGUGGGGCAUAUUUUACCCUUUUGAUA